GUAUUCACGGUUUAAAGAUGUGCGAUUUGGAUGUACCUGGUGCUGUAAUUGCAGGUAAAUCCGUAUGGCUUAGGUGCGGUUACGACUUAGAAGAAGACGAGUUAUAUUCGGUAAAGUGGUACAAGAAUAAUGUGGAGUUUUAUCGUUAUCUUCCAAGUGACGUUCCGCCAGGUCAGAAGUACGAUCUCCUGGGAGUUUACGUUGACCUGUCUCAGUCCAACGAGACUCAUGUAUACUUGUAUAAGACGGACCUCAACACGGAGGGAUCGUAUGGUUGUGAAGUUUCGACAGAAGCUCCUUCUUUUCGUACAGUAAAAGCAGACAGAGACCUCAGGGUGUACGAAUCUAAUGAUCUAUACCAUAUUAUCUCCAUCUCAAAUACAUUAUUAUUCGCAGUAUCCCAUACCGCUCCGGGUCAACACGGGCCAAACAUUAAGGGAAACCUUCCAUGGUACGAUGUGGGUGACAUCGUAGACGUAAACUGCAGCACAGUUUAUCCCGCCGAAUUGACGUGGUACGUUAAUGACUACGAGGCUCAACCGGACUACGUGAUCAAAUAUCCUGUCAGAAAAAAGCCCAAUGAACCCGACAUGUCAGUUUUGGGACUAAAAAUGAGAAUAGAACAUUAUCAUUUUAGGAGUGAUGAAUUGAGGCUCAAGUGUACGGCCACUCAAUACAAAAUGAUCACUUCUAGCAGCGAAAAGAUAUUAAGGAGCGGAAACCAGCAAAACAGUGGGUUUCACGCCAUUGAAAAUACUGGCUCAGGCAGUUACUACCGACAUAUCAGGUGGUGGGCACUACAAACUCUAGUUAUGACCAUGAUAAAACUGUCCAGUUCAGUGUACCACUGA
Centruroides sculpturatus (bark scorpion) is the source of this 851-nucleotide messenger RNA. RefSeq lists its product as uncharacterized. The annotation marks the transcript as partial. The transcript has 5 exons. NCBI's taxonomy places the organism in Eukaryota, Metazoa, Arthropoda, Arachnida, Scorpiones, Buthidae. The record is from RefSeq and is a predicted model, not a curated record.